This is a messenger RNA of Coregonus clupeaformis (lake whitefish), 615 nucleotides long. RefSeq names its product serine/threonine-protein phosphatase 6 regulatory ankyrin repeat subunit A-like. Gene Ontology annotation, biological process: positive regulation of transcription by RNA polymerase II. Gene Ontology annotation, cellular component: nucleus. The record is from RefSeq and is a predicted model, not a curated record. Lineage: Eukaryota; Metazoa; Chordata; Actinopteri; Salmoniformes; Salmonidae. Gene Ontology annotation, molecular function: transcription cis-regulatory region binding; protein binding.
UUAUGGACUUUUUCCCUUCAAGUCUUAUCAGGUUUAAAAACAUAGGCCUCAUAGUAACUGGCAACUAACAAGCUGGAGUGUUGGGCCAAACAUUCAGAGAACGACCAACAUCAUUUUCUAGUUCUGCAUGAGAACAAGUAAAACUAUAGCAAGAUGGUGGUUCUCAAAAUCCGAGACCAGCCUGGCCUGCUGAAAGCCAUCUUCAAUGUGGACCCAGAUGAAGUGCGCUCCCUCAUAUUUCAGAAAGAGGAUGUGAAUGUUCAGGACAAUGAGAAGCGGACACCGUUGCAUGCAGCUGCCUAUCUAGGAGAUGCAGAAAUUCUAGAGCUUCUCAUACUAUCAGGAGCCAGAGUAAAUGCCAAAGACAACAAGUGGCUCACUCCUCUGCACCGGGCCGUGGCUUCCUGCAGUGAGGAGGCUGUCCAGGUGUUAUUGAAACACUCUGCUGAUGUGAACGCCAGGGACAAGAACUGGCAAACGCCGCUCCACAUCGCUGCGGCCAAUAAGGCAGUCCGCUGUGCCGAGGCCCUGGUCCCUCUCCUCAGCAACGUGAACGUGUCAGACCGGGCCGGGCGCACGGCGCUGCACCAUGCAGCCUUCAGUGGACACCAGGAG